Struthio camelus australis is the source of this 1877-nucleotide messenger RNA. Lineage: Eukaryota; Metazoa; Chordata; Aves; Struthioniformes; Struthionidae. The record is from RefSeq and is a predicted model, not a curated record.
AUGGCCGGCUUACUGCAGCAAACCCCAUCAGCUGUUCAGAAGAUAAAACAGCUUCUUAAAGAUAAACCUGAACAUGUAGGUGUGAAAGUAGGUGUUCGUACAAGAGGAUGCAAUGGACUUUCUUACACAUUAGAAUAUACAAAAUCCAAAGGAGACUCUGAUGAAGAAGUAGUUCAAGAUGGGGUUAGAGUGUUUAUUGAGAAGAAAGCACAGCUGACACUUCUAGGAACUGAAAUGGACUAUGUAGAAGACAAACUGUCCAGUGAAUUUGUCUUCAAUAAUCCAAACAUCAAAGGAACGUGUGGCUGUGGAGAAAGCUUUAACAUAUGAAAUCUCAGGACUGUUACUUUGACUUUGAACACCACAAAUCACUUACUGAGUAUGUGGCUUUCAAAAGCAAAUGCGUUUUCUUCAGGUUCUUAGGCUGUGUAAAGUGUGGAUGCCGUUAAGGAAAAUAAAGUUAAUUCAUUUUCAAAAAUGUAAAUUGUGUGUUAAAUUCCAGCACUGAUGUAUGUAUGCUGUAAUUUGUGAUGAAUUGGGAUCCGGAAGGUAAGAACACUAAGUGCUGUAGCAUUUCUAUAUUUUCAUACAUGAAGGAAAUAAAAUCUCACUGUGCUUUUCCUUUGUCAUUUUCUUUGUCUACUCCCCUCAUACUUCCCAAUCCAAAACCCAUUUGCAAGAAUAUAUUGCGUAUGUAUUCUGCUUUGAUUUGAAAAGAAAUGCCAUUUAUAUGUUUGUGUGUUUAUAGAUAUUCAUAUACACAGACGCACACUCCUCAGCUUCAGAAUUCACUGUGAUUAUGUAGAUGCAUAUUCCGUUUUAUUAGUUUUCAGAUGCUUUCAUGUUUCUAUGUAUAGGUUUUCUGGUGGUUUAUUUUCCCUUAAGACUAGGGAAGUCCAGAAAAGUUCCUAUGCUGUUUCAGCAGUGGUUCAGAAUGUGCUAAUCCAAUCCUGUACCUUGCCUUGUUGAAGGCACAGUCCCUCAUGUAGUUGAAAAGUGGUUUUCAAGAACGUAAAGUUAAAAUAAAUUCAGAUGUAGAAGUAUUAAAGCAGAAUACAGAUGGGCAUUGUUUCUCACAUUUCUGUUGUUUCUCUUCAUCUUGCUUGACUUAACUUGCAAAAUUGGUAAUACUGAUCCCCAGUGUUCGCCGAGUAUGUGUGUUCUCCUGUGCUAUCUGUGCACCAGAAGCUAUGAAGGUAUUAUUUGAGAGAGGAAGGAAUCUUGUAAUUUUCAUUAGCUUUUUGUAGUCAUGUUUGUUACUAACUUUGUUACAAUUUGAACUCUAUUUAGUAACUGUGUAGGAACCAGAGUUUUUUGCUUACCAAAGCUGUUGCUUGUGGUAAUUUCUGUUUGACUUCUCUCUUGUUAAUAACUUGGUAACAGGAAAACCAUUUAUAAUUUAGAAAGGCUUCUAUUUAAAACUUAUUUAAAAUUAAUCCUAACAGAAGUUAAAGUAUUACAUUUACAGGAGGCCAUUUUUUUUAUUUGGAAAUUAAACUUACUUAUUUUCUCUUAAUAAGAAUUUUCCUUUUCCAAAGCAGUGGUUUUCAAGCUGAUAACAGUCUUCAGCACUUAUUCCACUGGUGCUCAGGCAGACAAGUAAACCUCUCUCCUGGGCUCCUCACUGGCUGGGGUGGGAGAAAUAGCUUUCCAUCCUUUUAUCCUCCUGUUUCCCUGAUUGUCCAAAGAUGAUAGGUAGCUAGGCUACUCACUUGUGUAGAAGAAACUUGUCUGUGAGCAUCUGAUUUGAACAGUUAACUCAAAAGGUAGAAGUAAAAAGUAGUGGACAACGGGGACAAGGAUACUAUAGUCAAAGACAGGAGGACAGUGACAUGGGAUUGAAUAGAGUAUUAAGACAGGUGGUUGGAAAUCCAGAG